Messenger RNA from Dioscorea cayenensis subsp. rotundata (Guinea yam), 1060 nucleotides. RefSeq names its product protein SENSITIVE TO UV 2-like. The transcript has 5 exons. Gene Ontology annotation, biological process: DNA damage response. The coding region runs from base 26 to 910 and encodes 294 amino acids. Lineage: Eukaryota; Viridiplantae; Streptophyta; Magnoliopsida; Dioscoreales; Dioscoreaceae. The record is from RefSeq and is a predicted model, not a curated record.
AAAUUGGAUUUCAUUGUUUGAGAAAAUGCAACAAAUUGCUUCUGGGAAAGUAGAACAGAAAGCUCAGAUUUUGGCAUUUUCUAUCAUGAAUCUUAUCUGGUCUCAAAGUGAGCCUAAUGUGGUGAGGGAGAAGACUGGUCUAUUGCCAUUGUUGGAAUGCAUGUCACAGCUAUUACAGAAGGAUGCAGGCUUGCUUGUACAAAUGCAUGCUGUUCGUCUUCUGUUUUCUGUCUUAAACUGUACAUCUUCAUUCUUAUCUAUUUCUACCUGUCCAAAGGUAUUGCUGAUGUUAAAUUGCGGGACUUCACAGGAUAUCUCAGCAUUGGAGGGUGUGAUUUCCUGUGUUCUUGAAGGAUUGGCACGAACUUUAGUUCAAGCCAGAACUGGUCCUCAGGAUGUGAAAUAUCAGAAGCAGGUGAUCAUUUUGCUGGCAUUCAUAGCAUCAUCUGGCAAAUCUGGUUUUGAUGUCCUUAUUAGUUCAGGCAGAAAUAAGGGAGUGAAUUUCCUUGAGUUGAUAAUGCAAGUAUUAUCAUCUGGUAUGAAUACUGCUGAAAUAGCUGAUAGUGUGAACUUUGAAGACCUAGACCUCCACAAACUAAGAAGUUCACUAGUGAGAGAAGCGCUUAUUCUCCUGAACCGGUUGGCCUCGCACCCGGCCCUUUCCAAGUUCACAUUGGAAGCUCUUACCUGCAGCAACACAGUUACUAGUUUGACAGUAGAUGUUGUAACUAGGCUGUGCAGGAAAAACAAACCUGGCAGUAAGAAUGCUGGUGCUGGCAGAAUAACUAAUUUUGCGCACACAGAUGCUGAGAUUAUUGAGCUUGCACGGUUGUUCAGGACCAGAUUUUUUGCUUUCCUCGGGUGCAACCUGAUUGCCAGUGGUAAGCUUUUAACUGCCCUCUUUAAUUAAGUGAAAAGAUUUUGAGAUUUUGGGAUGAUACCACAAUAUAUGUUGUAUCUGAUGUGAUAUUGUGUACAACAGUUAUGCAUGGUAGGGUAGAGCAUGGUUUACUUGGUUGUGGUUGUAGGAAAUAACUGACCUGAAAAAAUCACCCAAUAA